This is a messenger RNA of Racocetra persica, 340 nucleotides long. The record is from the annotation of a GenBank genome assembly. Lineage: Eukaryota; Fungi; Glomeromycota; Glomeromycetes; Diversisporales; Gigasporaceae.
AUGGCUCAUGCACAAGCUAUUCAUAGUUCAUUCUUUGGAUUUGUGUGGACUUUUCAAUUUACAUAUACAACCAAUGAAUUAUCACAUAAUCAUAGUGAAAAUUAUAAUAAAUUAUCAUAUGAAAAUUUAAAACAACAAAUUCCUGAAUAUCUUGCGUCUCUUGCUUCUUUUCCAUGGUAUUUUGGAAUACCACCAUUAAUUUCAUACACAAUGAUUAAAGUGAUUCAUUCAAAUUCUUGCACGGUGGGAUUCUACGUAGCUAAUUUAGCUUUAAGUGCAUUUUAUCUCGUUGGAUGUUGGGAACUUUCUAGGCAUGAUAUUUCAAUAUUAAGCUGGGAAG